AGAGCUUUCACACGACACGAUCACGGGACGGGAGCCGUGUUGCGCCCGUGAGCACUCACUACAACACACGGUCGUCGUCCCGUGCCCGUGCGUCAGUGGUGUACAGCAUCCUAUGAGAGCUUUCACAUGGGACGAUUUUAGUCGUCUCCUUGCGUCUGUGGCGUGAGGUUGUGUGCGCAACGAUGGGCGAGGAGAUUGAGAUUGACACUGAACGGCUAAUUUCUUUGGUGCAAGAGAGGCCUGUUUUGUGGGACAAGACAGAGGACAUAUACAAAGACAGGAAUGCUACAAAGAAUGCAUGGAAAGAAGUUUGUAUGGAACUGAAACCUGACUUUGAAGAAUUGGAGGACAGAGAGAAAAAUACAUUUGGAAAAGAUGUCAUGAAAAGGUGGACGAACGUUCGAGACUGCUACGCCAAAUUUAACAAGAAAACAAAAGAAGCAAAAAAAUCAGGAGCAGGUGCUUGCAAGGUGAAAUCUUAUAUCUACAGCAAGGAACUACAAUUUCUAUCAAAACUAUAUGAAGAACGAGACACUCAGGACAGCUUUGAUGGUCCAGGAACAUGUGAGGAAGAACAUGAUGGAGGCGCUUCUUCCGAUCCAUUACCUAGUCAAAAAUCGUCUAGCGGAGCUAGCGACGUGAACUCACUGCAAGCAGACCACAAGAACAGUGUUGGGCUCACUUGCCGCCAUUUUGGCUGA
Messenger RNA from Portunus trituberculatus (swimming crab), 701 nucleotides. RefSeq lists its product as uncharacterized. The transcript has 3 exons. NCBI's taxonomy places the organism in Eukaryota, Metazoa, Arthropoda, Malacostraca, Decapoda, Portunidae. Gene Ontology annotation, biological process: regulation of transcription by RNA polymerase II. Gene Ontology annotation, cellular component: transcription regulator complex; nucleus. Bases 183 to 701 code for a protein of 172 amino acids. The record is from RefSeq and is a predicted model, not a curated record.